AUGUAAAUUAGACUGUAUUUUGAAGGUCAAACAAUUCAUCAAGGUUUAAAUCCAAAAUAAGGCUUUUCAAUUGAUUUUUAUGUCCACUGCUUGCUCUUUUCUAAUAAGUUUUUAUUUUUCUUUGUUAGUAAUGAUAAGUCAAUCCGUUUAUGGGAUGUAAAGACAGGAUAUUAAAAAGUCUAAUUAGAUGGCCAUAGUGAUCAAGUCCAAUCAGUAUGCUUCGCACCAGAUGGAGCUACUUUGGCAUCUGGAAGUUAUGAUAACUCAAUCAGAUUAUGGGAUGUUAAGACUGGGAAAUAAAAAGCCAAAUUAGAUGGUCAUUAACUAAAAGUCUACUCAGUAUGCUUCUCACCUGAUGGAACUACUUUAGCAUCUGGUAGUUAUGAAAAAUCAAUCAGAUUAUGGGAUGUUAAGACUGGAUAAUAAAAAGCCAAUUUAAAUGGUCACUAAUUUGGAGUAAACUCAGUAUGCUUCUCCCCAAUUGGAACUACUUUAGCAUCUGGUAGUAGUGAUAACUCAAUUCGUUUAUGGGAUUUUAAGACUGAAUAAUAACCAGCCAUGGAUGGUCAUAGUGAAUGUGUUUAAUCAGUAGGUUUCUCACCAGAUGGAACUACUUUAGUUUCUGGGAGUGCAGAUAAAUCAAUCCGUUUAUGGGAUGUUAAGAAUGGCUAAUAAAAAGCAAAAUUAGAUGGUCAUAGUGAUUGUGUUCGAUCAGUAUGUUUCUCAUCAGAUGGACAGAGUUUAGCGUCUUGUAGUGCUGAUUUCUCAAUCAGAUUAUGGGAUGUUAAGACAGGAUAAUAAAAAGCCAAAUUAGAUGGUCAUAGUGAUAAGGUCCAAUCUGUAUGUUUCUCACCAGAUGGAACUACUUUAGCAUCUGGAAGUUAUGAUAACUCAAUCAGAUUAUGGGAUGUUAAGACUGGAUAAUAAAAAGCCAAUUUCGAUGGUCAUUAAUAUGGAGUAAACUCAGUAUGCUUCUCACCAGACGGAACUAAUUUAGCAUCUGAUGGCAAUGAUAAGGCAAUCAGAUUAUGGGAUGUUAAGACUGGAUAAUAAAUAGCCAAAAUAGAUGGUCAGUAUUAUGGAGCCAACUCUGUAUGCUUCUCACCAGAUGGAACUACCUUAGCAUCUGGUAGUUACGAUAAGUCAAUUAGUUUAUGGGAUGUUAAAACUGGGGAAUAAAAAGCCAAAUUAUAUGGUCAUUAAUAUGCUGUCAACUCAGUAUGCUUCUCACCAGAUGGAACAACUAUAGCAUCUGGUAGUGAUGAUAACACAAUCCGUUUAUGGGAUGUUAAGACGGGAUGCUAAACAGCUUAAUUAGAUGGUCAUAAUAGUUUUAUCUCCUCAGUAAGUUUUUCACCAGAUGGAACUAUAAUAGCAUCUGGUAGUUGUGAUAAUUCAAUUCGUUUAUGGGAUGUUAAGACAGUAUCUAAUUAUAUCUACUCAGUAUGCUUCUCAUCUGAUGGAACUACAAUAGCAUCUGGUAAUGAUGAUAACUCAAUCUGCUUAUGGGAUGUUAAAACAGGAGAUUAAAUUCAACCUACAUACCGAAAAUAUAAAGAUCAUUUAGCAUAAUUUAAAAUACCCUUAGAUUAAAAUAAUUUAUAUACAGAAGGUAUCAGUUUUAA
This is a messenger RNA of Paramecium sonneborni, 1625 nucleotides long. Lineage: Eukaryota; Ciliophora; Oligohymenophorea; Peniculida; Parameciidae. The record is from the annotation of a GenBank genome assembly.